Molecule: messenger RNA, 1788 nt
Organism: Adineta steineri
Lineage: Eukaryota; Metazoa; Rotifera; Eurotatoria; Adinetida; Adinetidae
Source: the annotation of a GenBank genome assembly
AUGUCAUCAGAUUCUGUUGGUUUAUUAUCAUCGCCAGAACGAUCAAGUUCACCAUCAUCAUUAGAUCAUAUCGAUGAUAAUGAUUAUCUUAUAUCAACAGCAACAACAACUCAGAUAUUUAAUGAUUAUACCGGUACAAUAUUACAACAACCACGAUCACCUGGAAAAAGACAAUUAACUAUUGAAGAAUCACUUAUUACAACUAAUGAUCCAAAACGUCUUUGUAACAGUAAUUUUCGAGAACAGAUUGAUCUAAAUUUAAUUUCAUCGACUAGUCUAAAUACUCCAUUAUCUUCGUCAAAUUCCAUUGAUUCUCUAUCGAUUCCAUCAUCACCUGUCACACCGCCUCUAUCAGCUGAUGUCAUUAAUUGGUUAUCAGUAUUUUUGGCUAUGUCAAAUGAUGAUCGUAGUCGAGCAACAGAAGCACUUAUACGUACAUGUUCAACAAAUACUCUUCAAUUAAAUCAUAUUAAAAAUCAAAUAGAACCAUAUUUUCAACGUGAUUUUAUUCGUGAUCUUCCACGAGAAUUAGCAUUACAUGUAUUAAAAUAUUUACCAGCAAGUGAUGUUGCACGAGCAUCACGUACAUGUCGUGCUUGGUAUGAAACGUGCAAUGAUAUAUUAUUAUGGAAACGUUUGUGUCAAACACAAUCAAUUCCAUUAAAACAAUUACCAACAAUAUUUGAUGACACAAUUGAUAAUCAAUGGAAACGUUCAUAUACUUGUCAUAAACAUUUAGAAUAUGUAUGGCAACAUGGUGAACCAUUACCCGAGCCAUUAGUAUUACGUGGUCAUGAAGAUUUUGUUAUAACUUGUUUACAAUUUGAUGGAAAACGUAUUGUAUCAGGUUCAGAUGAUAAUUCUUUAAAAAUUUGGUCAGUAGCGACUGGACAAUGUGAACAAACCUUGGUAGGACAUAAUGGAGGAGUAUGGUGUAGUGAAAUGACAGAUGAUCUAAUAGUCAGUGGAAGUACAGAUCGAACAAUUCGUGUGUGGAAUAUAAAUACGGGCAUAUGCCAGCAUGUACUAUAUGGACAUACAUCAACAGUACGUUGUUUGGCGUUACAUGGUGAUAUUGUUGUAUCCGGUUCACGUGAUGCAACUGUUCGUGUUUGGAAUAUUCGUACAGGUGAACGUCUCCAUAUGCUAAGUGGUCAUACCGCAGCUGUUCGAUGUGUUUGUUAUAAUGGCAAAUACGUUGUAUCAGGUGCAUAUGAUCAUACUAUACGUGUAUGGUUACCUGAUCAAGAACGAUGUGUACAUACACUAGAAGGCCAUACAAAUCGAGUGUAUUCACUUGUCUUUGAUGGUAAACAUAUUGUAUCCGGUUCAUUGGAUUGUAUGAUUCGUGUAUGGGAUGUUGAACAAGGUACAUGUAUACAUCAAUUAACUGGUCAUUUAUCAUUAACAAGUGGAAUGCAAUUGCGUGGAAAUAUUCUUGUAUCUGGUAAUGCAGAUUCAACUGUAAAAAUUUGGAAUAUUGAUUCUGGGAAAUGUUUACAUACGCUUGCUGGACGUAAUAAACAUGCAUCAGCAGUAACAUGGGUUCAAGUUGUACUGAAUUAUGUUGUGAGUUCGGGUGAUGAUGGAACGGUUAAACUAUGGGAUUUAGAAACAGGAGAUUUCAUUCGAAAUCUUGUUGCACUUGAAUCAACUGGGAAUGGAGGUGUUGUAUGGCGUAUUAAAUGUACAGAUUCCGCAUUAGUAUGUGCUGCUGGAAGCCGGAAUAGCACUGAAGAUACAAAAGUGAUUAUGCUCGAUUUUGAUCGUACGACGAUCUGUUCAUAG